Candida albicans SC5314 is the source of this 756-nucleotide messenger RNA. RefSeq lists its product as uncharacterized. Gene Ontology annotation, cellular component: fungal-type cell wall. NCBI's taxonomy places the organism in Eukaryota, Fungi, Ascomycota, Pichiomycetes, Serinales, Debaryomycetaceae. The transcript has a single exon. The record is from RefSeq and is a predicted model, not a curated record. Bases 1 to 756 code for a protein of 251 amino acids. Gene Ontology annotation, molecular function: structural constituent of cell wall. Gene Ontology annotation, biological process: fungal-type cell wall organization.
AUGAAAUUCUCCACUGUUGCUUUAUCUUUGCCAUUAAUUGCUAUGGUUCAAGCUGGUAUUUCCAGUCCAACUUAUUACAAGCCAGAGCAUACUGAAGAAAUUGGUGUUGAAACUGUUGAUUAUGAAUUUGCUUUAGGUGUCAGAGAAAAAUGUGAUGAAGAUACCAUUUAUUUAGCUUAUGAGGUCGAUGAUGGUCAAUUGGAACGUAACGAUAAAAAAGUUGAUUGUAACUGCAAAUCAGAACCAGUUGUUUACCCAACCCCGCGUCCAAGCAAAACUUAUUGGGAUGGUGGUGACGACAACGACGAAUGUGAUGAAGAUUGUGACGAUGAAGACAAAAAGAAGGGACACAAACAAUACAAACGUGGUGAAGUUGAAGAGCCAUGUGAAACUAGCGAUUGUGACUUCUGUACUAUUGAGAAAUCUUUCUGUCAAGACCAAUUUACUUUAUGUGAAGGUGUUUUGAAAGAUCAACGUUCCGCUAUUGGUUCAAUUGUUGCCAACCAUCAAUUCCAAUUUGAUAACCCAAUACAAAAGGAUGCCUUACAUACUUGUGGCUGGUCAAUCGUUGAAAAAGAUUGUGUCAAGUUGUUAGCUCUUGAUGGCUGUACUGAUUUCUGGGAAUGUCCAGUUGAUGAUUGUGAUACUUACAAAUUAUAUGAUUCUUCCAUCGAUGAUAAAUGUAAGGAAAUUGAAAUCAUUGUGAUUUUAUUUGAGGAAGAAGAAGAAGAAAAGAAAAAGCAUAAAUCUUGGUAA